AUGGCUGGCCAUCGAUGCAAUGACGCCUUGAUGUGUCUCAUAUUCCUGGCAAGUUUGGGAGAACUGGGCCUGAAGUGGUUCGAAAGACUCCCGGAGGGGAGCAUCAAGGGGUGGCAACAACUAGCAGAGGCCUUCAUCACCAGAUUCAAAACCAACACUCGAACACCGAAGGAGGUCGACCAUUUCCUGAGCGUCAAGAUGGAAUCUGGAGGUUCUUUAAAGGCAUACAAUGCCAAGUACUGGGAAACUUACAAUGAGAUCCUCGAUUGCCCCACCAAUCUGGCAAUCGCCCAAUACAAACGAGGUCUCCCAGUCAGACAUAGGCUACGAGACUCGCUCAUGAUGUGCCAGCCCACAACCAUGGAAUCUUUGAUGCAGCAGAUCAAGGAACAUAUCCGAGUAGAGGAUGAUGCUGUUACCGCCACCGCAACUAGGAAGGCAAAUUCGGUUGCGGUGGACAGAAGAAUUGCUGGGAAGGUUCACUCGGUGGGGUAG
Messenger RNA from Camellia sinensis, 495 nucleotides. The record is from RefSeq and is a predicted model, not a curated record. Lineage: Eukaryota; Viridiplantae; Streptophyta; Magnoliopsida; Ericales; Theaceae.